This is a messenger RNA of Hyposmocoma kahamanoa, 8209 nucleotides long. It is a transcript of the gene Ca-alpha1T, whose product is annotated as voltage-dependent T-type calcium channel subunit alpha-1G. Gene Ontology annotation, molecular function: voltage-gated sodium channel activity; low voltage-gated calcium channel activity. The transcript has 35 exons. The record is from RefSeq and is a predicted model, not a curated record. Gene Ontology annotation, biological process: calcium ion transmembrane transport; membrane depolarization during action potential; calcium ion import. Lineage: Eukaryota; Metazoa; Arthropoda; Insecta; Lepidoptera; Cosmopterigidae. Gene Ontology annotation, cellular component: voltage-gated calcium channel complex; voltage-gated sodium channel complex; plasma membrane. The coding region runs from base 111 to 6827 and encodes 2238 amino acids.
UGCCCUACCCUGGUUUCACUCCCGUCGCCCUCCGUUACUUAACGCAAGACACCAGGCCCAGAAGUUGGUGCCUCAAGCUUAUCACCAAUCCAUGGUUCGAGCGAAUAUCCAUGUUGGUGAUCCUCUUGAACUGCAUCACCUUGGGCAUGUACCAGCCGUGUGUCGACGAUCAAUGCACGACCAAUAGAUGCAAAAUAUUACAGGUUUUCGAUGAUAUAAUCUUUGCGUUUUUUACGCUGGAGAUGACGAUCAAGAUGGUCGCUAUGGGCGUGUACGGACACGGCACAUAUCUCGCCGAUUCAUGGAAUAGAUUAGAUUUUUUCAUCGUCAUGGCUGGAGCCCUGGAGUACGCAUUGAAUGUGGAAAACAUAAACCUAUCUGCGAUAAGGACAAUUCGAGUUUUGCGACCGCUUAGAGCCAUCAACAGGAUACCGAGUAUGCGUAUUCUGGUGAUGCUUCUCCUAGACACGUUACCGAUGUUGGGAAAUGUUCUGCUGUUGUGUUUUUUCGUGUUUUUCAUUUUUGGAAUCGUCGGAGUACAACUCUGGGAAGGAAUCCUUCGACAGCGCUGCGAACUGGUGCUCCCAGCGAACGUGAGGCGACCCAACAUAUCAUUCUACUAUGAGUUCUCAAAAGACAUGGACUACAUCUGUACAAUGCCAGAAGACAAUGGUAUGCAUACGUGUUCCAACCUCCCGCCUUACCGCUACGGUUCUAUAGUGUGCAACGAAACUGCCAAGCCAUACCCUUCACUGAACCUGCCAACAAACAUGUCAUGCGUAAAUUGGAACCAGUAUUAUACCAAUUGUACACAGAGAGGAUCUAAUCCGUUUCAAGGAACUAUUUCGUUUGAUAAUAUUGGCUUGGCGUGGGUGGCGAUAUUUUUGGUUAUUUCACUAGAGGGAUGGACAGAUAUAAUGUACUACGUACAAGAUGCUCACAGCUUUUGGGAUUGGAUAUAUUUUGUUUUACUUAUAGUGAUCGGGUCAUUUUUCAUGAUCAACCUUUGCCUGGUCGUCAUAGCAACCCAAUUCAGUGAGACUAAGAAACGAGAAAUGGAAAGAAUGAGGGUCGAAAGGGCUAGAUUCACAUCUUCGUCGACAUUGGCCUCCUCUACAAAUAAUAGUGAACCGGCUACUUGCUACGCUGAAAUUGUUAAGUACGUUGCACAUUUAUGGAGAAGAUUCAAAAGAAGAAUGGUCAAGAAAAUUAGAGUAUACCGAUACCAAAGAGCUCAGGUGCGAUGGCAGACAAGUCGUGAGACUCUACAACUUCCUGCAAACAAACCCAAACAACAUCACCCUUGUUGUCCACGUAUUCAUUCACAGACGGGGGUGAAACCCGAGGAGGGGAAUGAGGAACCCCUUGGCCGACCCAGCCUGUUGCGCGUGCCCUCUCUCUCCGCCGCCGAUCUCGAGAACGCGUCGAAUCUAUCUCUGCUGUCACCUCCAUCUUUGGCACGACGACGAUCAUCUGUGAUGUUCAGCGACACAGUGCUACUACAUACGCCUAACGCGCCGCAUUUAGCCCAUCCACAUAAUGUGUGCUCGUCAGAGAAAAUGACGCAAACAGAGUUCGACCUGCCGGCAGGCGACACUGCUGAGGAACGGGCUGCAGCUGGCGGUACAAUGUCUUGCCAAGAACUACUCGCAUUAUCUGGAGCGCUAUCAGCAGCCUUACCAACUGGGCAGGUUGCAUUGGACUCCUUCUUCGAAGAACUCACGAAGGGAAUUAGCAAAAGAGCUGGAGAGGAAAAGGCAGAUUCGAAAAAUGUAGAAAUAGAAGACUUUUCUUGCUGCGCCGAUCUGAUUGCAGCGGAGACUUUAGCGAAAGAGAACAGAAAGGGUAGAUUUUCCAGCACUUGCUCAAUCAUCUGGAGACGAAUAACCAAAUGCUUAUUAUGGUUAAGGAAGUACAUCAAAAUUAUUGUCAAUCAUAAAUAUUUCCAACAAGGUAUCUUAGUUGCGAUUCUCAUAAACACUUUGUCGAUGGGUAUUGAAUAUCAUAACCAGCCGGAAGAACUGACUGUGAUCGUGGAAAUCAGCAACAUAGUCUUCUCAGCCGUGUUUGCCGUCGAGAUGUUGCUCAAGAUCGUCGCUGAAGGCCCUUUCAAAUACAUUUCUAAUGGAUUCAAUGUAUUUGAUGGCGUCAUUGUCAUACUUAGCGCUUUUGAACUAGCACAAAAUAGCGGGAAAGAUAUUGACUCACAGAAUACAUCAGGACUGUCAGUGUUACGUACGUUUCGACUACUGCGUAUACUGAAACUCGUGCGGUUCAUGCCAAACUUGCGUCGGCAACUGUUCGUCAUGCUACGGACCAUGGACAACGUCGCCGUCUUCUUUUCUCUGCUCGUCCUUUUCAUAUUUAUAUUCAGCAUCCUCGGUAUGAACCUCUUCGGCUGCAAAUUCUGCGAAACAAUAGAGGAUGGCGAUAUCGAUUGCGACCGAAAAAACUUUGAUACCCUCUUGUGGGCCUUUGUCACAGUGUUCCAGUUUUGCAAGUACUACGAAGAUGAUGGCAGCGAGCGUGACUGUACCUGUCGCGAAAUCGUCGAGCAUCAUCCGAAGUGUGAGUGCGACAGGAAACAUUUUAAUAAUAUCCUAUGGGCUACCGUCACCGUCUUCCAGGUUUUGACACAGGAAGAUUGGAAUGUUGUCUUGUUCAACGGUAUGGAAAAGACUAGUCACUGGGCCGCUUUAUAUUUCGUAGCUCUUAUGACGUUUGGGAAUUACGUAUUGUUCAACCUGCUGGUGGCCAUUCUCGUCGAAGGAUUUAGCUCGGAGCGAAAUGAAAGAAGGGAACGCGAGCAACGCGAGUUAGCAAAGUCGAAACUCUCGAGCGAAUGCUUCUCAGAUAACAAUGAAAUACAAUACGACGAGACGAAUUCAGGAUCGCAUUCCAGCGACAGUUUCUCCCAGAACGAAAUAAAGAACUACUGGCGCUCAGCAGACGACGUUCGAAGGGCUAAAGACGACGUUAACGGUCAUAAAGAAAAAGCCAUGCGGUCUCGACGAAAACCGAAACCCUCGCACCAUCCGACCCUUUGCAAAGACUGUGCUCAAUCUAAUAAAUGUAAUUUGCAAAAGGAAUCGAAAAUGUUGGCAAAUAACACCACGGUGUCAUCAGACACGACGGUACCAAUGAUCACGCAUACGGCUGCGACUCCACAGGACUCUCCCUCAACGACAUUAGAACCUGGCGCUUCUUUCAGGGAUUUUAACAUGGCUCUCAGCUUAGAAAGAUCUUCCAUGCUAUCAAGUCUGGACUCCAUUGACAGAACCUCAUGUCAAAGCAUACCGGGGUUAUUAAAGCCACCAAACAGCUAUACGUUGACGUUGCAUUCUGCAGCAGCACAGCUGGCAGCAGAGAAGGCGCGUUUACCACCAACGACACUAGCACCUCCCACUUUAACCCUCGCCCUACCCCCUCAUCGGUCUGCUUCACCUGGAUCAACUCCAACCACACCGAGGUCAAUGCCUUCUCCGAUCCUACCUGAAAAGAAUCUGCAAGUCACUAUAACGAAGGACGAAAACUGCCUGAAUAUUAGCGACAAAUCUAGCCUACUGAGCUCGCAAAAAAGUGUAACUGUAGCAAACCCGGUUGCUAGUGGCGAGGAUAAGUGUAGGGUACAAAGGGGCUACAGCUGGAGGCCAUCAAGACCAAGUUUGAUGAAAAGGCAGAAACACAGGACGGGGUCAGACUCUGAUGCCAUUAUCUUGAACAAUGGGCGCGACCACGCUGUUUGCAAUGGUUCAAAUCUCCGCAAGAACGAGCUACCUCUAUCAUCUUCGAUGGUGAUAAAGAACGAUACCCAAUCAGAGUUCCCAAACAACCGGCCUCGAUCACAACUGCCCGCACCAAGAGUUUUGGCACCUCCAGCAGUAAGGAAGGUUUCUGCUCACGCUACACCUUUACUACCAGAUGUAUCCUGGAAGGCUCCAGAAGCUGGCUUCUCAUCAGACUCGACGGUGCGGCUUGAUACAGCAAAACCUCCACCACACAGACUGUCGCUUACCAACGACUAUUUGACAGUAACGUCAAUAUCGGAAGUAAAAGCAAGUAAUCUGCCACCACCUUCAGUGUCCCACCUGACGCCAAGAGUGACUCGACACGAAGUCCCACCACCUCUGCCGGCUCGACCAAACAACCAACCUUUGCCGCUCAUAAAGCAGAUUAAUGAAGAGGUGACAAUAAACAGUAAUGUGUGUAUAUUAUCAUCAAGAUUUGACCGGCGUACAUUCAGAUUUAAAGACUUUUUUCGUUUUAUGGAGCCCACCGGAUGCCUAAAAGAAAAAGAAGAUUAUUCUUUAUAUAUAUUUGCCCCAGACAACAAAAUAAGAAGAUUUUGUACUUGGAUGGUGACGAGAAACUGGUUCGACAAUAUAGUACUGCUGUUCAUAGCGCUCAAUUGUAUAACUUUGGCUAUGGAAAGACCGAAUAUUCCACCUGAUUCAAAGGAGAGAGCAUUUCUAUCCAGUGCUAAUUAUGUUUUCACGGUUGUAUUUGCAGUCGAAAUGUUGAUAAAGGUAAUUGCAUCAGGAAUGUUUUAUGGCCCAGAAGCGUAUUUCACCUCAGGAUGGAACAUCAUGGACGGCUCCCUUGUAAUAAUAUCCAUAAUAGAUUUGCUGAUGUCACUUGUGUCCGAAUCCAGUCCUAGAAUAUUUGGAAUAUUAAGGGUAUUUAGGUUAUUAAGAUCUUUAAGACCGCUGAGGGUGAUAAAUCGAGCACCAGGUCUAAAAUUAGUAGUACAAACUCUAUUAUCAUCACUGCGACCUAUUGGCAACAUCGUACUGAUCUGUUGUACAUUUUUCAUCAUUUUUGGCAUCUUGGGUGUUCAGCUAUUCAAAGGGGCAUUUUACCAUUGUGAAGGUGCGCACAUAAAGAAUGUGACCAACAAAUCAGAAUGUAAGGCGAUAGACGGCAAUGCGUGGGUGAACAGAAAAUACAAUUUCGAUGACCUUGGUAAAGCUCUGAUGUCCCUUUUUGUACUUAGCUCAAGAGAUGGUUGGGUUAACAUUAUGUACACGGGUCUUGAUGCAGUUGGCGUUGACAAACAGCCAAUAAGAAAUCAUUCUGAAUGGCGACUACUGUAUUUUAUUUCGUUUAUAUUGUUGGUGGGAUUUUUCGUAUUGAACAUGUUUGUGGGAGUGGUAGUGGAAAAUUUCCAUCGAUGUAGAGAAGAACAAGAAAAAGAAGAGAGAGUGAGAAGAGCGGCUAAAAGAGCACUGCAAAUGGAGAAAAAAAGAAGAAAAAUGCACGAAAGGCCGUACUAUUCAGAUUAUAGCCAAACUCGACUGUUUGUACAUAAUGUUGUCACAUCCAAAUACUUCGAUUUAGCCAUUGCUGGAGUUAUAGGCCUUAACGUAGUUACCAUGGCUAUAGAAUAUUACAGAAUGCCACCAGCACUGCAAUAUGCAUUAAAAAUUUUCAACUACUUUUUCACAGCUGUUUUCAUACUUGAAGCUAUAAUGAAACUAGUAGCUUUGGGUUUCAAAAUAUAUCUAAAAGACAAAUGGAAUCAACUGGAUGUAGGUAUAGUGAUAUUAUCAAUAGUAGGUAUAGUGUUAGAAGAAUUAGAGACAAAUAUAAUUCCCAUAAAUCCAACAAUAAUGAGAGUUAUGAGAGUGUUGAGAAUAGCCAGAGUACUGAAGCUAUUGAAGAUGGCAAAAGGCAUAAGAGCAUUGUUAGACACAGUGAUGCAAGCACUUCCUCAAGUAGGCAACUUAGGUCUGCUGUUUUUUCUAUUGUUCUUUAUAUUUGCGGCUCUUGGGGUAGAAUUAUUUGGCAGACUAGAAUGUUCAGACGAUGUUCCGUGUCAAGGUUUAGGAGAGCACGCUCACUUCGCGAACUUUGGCAUGGCGUUUUUAACCCUAUUUCGGGUCGCAACAGGAGACAAUUGGAACGGUAUCAUGAAGGAUACCUUACGCGAGGACUGUGACAGCUCUGUUGACUGUGUUCGCAACUGCUGCGUGUCAACCAUCAUUGCGCCCAUAUUCUUCGUUGUCUUCGUGUUAAUGGCACAGUUUGUGCUCGUCAAUGUCGUCGUUGCUGUCCUGAUGAAACAUCUCGAAGAAUCGCAUAAGCAAAUGGAAGACGAAAUAGAUAUGGAUGUGGAACUUGAACGUGAAUUAGAGCGUGAAGCUGAUGACGAAGAAGAUCGGGCACUCUGUAGAGCCUUGGAACAAUGCACCAGUCCAAUUCGGCCUUUGAACAAGGUACCGUCCCUUCCAGCCAACUUUACUUAUAGCGAACCUAAGCAACCAGCACUAUCACCUGCACGUCGCCGGCGUACACUGCACUCGCACCAAGCCUUACUACCGGCAUCACUAAAACCAAGAAGAUAUUCCUUAUCUCCUCACGCCUUUGGGCGGCGCCGACAGGAUUCCACAUCUGAUGCGCCAGCAGCAUUGUAUGAAGAAGACGCGCGUUUUAUUGACGCCGACGACAUUGACGAGCUAGAGCCCGGCAGUCCACCUCGACGAGAUUCAUUUGCACAUAAUCGCAGACAGCGCGCUGAUAAGCGGAAUUCACUCCGAGGUGAGGAAACCAGGCUCCUGCGACCGGCUCCGGUGCUUCUCGCUGUUCCAUCAUCACGACCUAAUGUUAGACAAAGUGGGUCUAAGCGUAGAUUGUCCACUGAAUCAGCUGCCACAAGUGAAAUAAGUAACGCAUCGCCACAGUCUCAAAGUCAGCUAACACUUGAACCAGUUGAUCAACCCAUAAGUGAAGAAGAAAAAAUAAGAAUAGUGAUAGCUGAAAGACGAAAGAUAGACGCUACAAGACCCGAACCAGACGAAGUGGUAGAACUGUCGGAAAGAGGCUCCUAGUCCAGGCGGGGCCGGCCGCAACAACACCAUGAAGUCUACAUCUAGAUGCUACUACACGUGGCGUUCGGAUGUAACCCUCACCUCGCGACAUCCUUUCCCAUAUCUCUCCUUCCUGUGUGCGCAGUGAAUUGUGAAAGUUUGAACUCGGUUGCACGACAGUAACACAGUGAUGAAAACGAUUUUAUAAACUAGAUGAGUUCCGACUUUAGUGCACUCCAGUGUCACGUUCUCGUUUUUAACCGAAAGAGUGAUAGAAUCUAUAAAUUGUGAAGUGAUAUUUUCCCACUUUUUUAACUUUGCACUUUCAACCACUGAUCCUUGCUUUUCUAUUUGCGGCCGGUUCAACAACUGUACAAAAGAGACUUUAAUAAAUUUAAGAAAUGUAUAAAUUAGUUAGAUAGGAAUUAGAACUAGUCAAUUUGUUGUGGUGGGAUGUUUUCUACGAGCGCUAACGUUCACUUCAGUGAGUAAUUUAUUAGUACGGUGCUUGCUGUUAAAGUUUGAUUCGUAAUUUCUAUUAAUUAGCUAUAUUUACGUGAGUUUCCGACGAACCUCAACGAAAAAUUGUUUCGUAGAAUAUUGUGAAAUUAGUGGUGGUACUUAAAUGUGAUGUAUUAGCAUUGUUUAAUUAAUUUAAUUAAUGUCAAUUGAGAUGUUAGAUUUUAUUUACAGUCAGGUUUCGAAUCAUUGAAUCGUAGAGUUACAUUUUAUGAAUAGUUAGUUACCUAUAUUGUAUUAUUUCCAACGAUAUAAGAUGCCUAUUUAAGAAUGCAUUAUGAAUUUAGUUAUUAUAAUUUCCAAGAUACCUUCUAGUCAACGACUGGUAGUCUUGUAGUAGUAAAUUACUAGCUAGACCUUUGUCGUCGUGUUAAAGGAACCAAUCGUUCUUGAAUUGAAAUUAGUUACAUUUGGAGAUAAAUAAGAAAUAUUUUUCUGAAUAAAUAUCUAUUUUUCUUACCGAGCCGUGCACGCUAUUCAGUCGUGUAACUGGCAAUACGCACAUUAGUUAAGUCGGCAGUUAAUGUGUAGACAAGUCAAUAGACAUUUAAUCCAUAAUGUUCCUAUCCAUAGAUUACUUUUAUUUCCAAUUGGUUUCUUACGUUAGCGCUUUUGCUAGCCGUGCCAAAUUUACUAUUUGUCUUUUACUUAAAUAAAUAGAACGUUAUUGACAUACAUAAUUAUGAAUUUUAAAACAUGUAAGUUGUAGUUGCUUCUUUUUAAACAACUUAACCACAAGCAGUUUUAAUAUGCUUGUGGAAAAGUGAUUAGUAACUUUUGUAAAAGCUGAUUGCUUAGUAAACUGAGACCUUUGACUUUGUGGUUAGUACGGUAAACAAAUGUAUUUCUAGUUAGGGAAAUCAGCAAUAAAUUUUAUACUUCGA